Parastagonospora nodorum SN15 is the source of this 711-nucleotide messenger RNA. RefSeq lists its product as hypothetical. The transcript is spliced from 3 exons. The record is from RefSeq and is a predicted model, not a curated record. Lineage: Eukaryota; Fungi; Ascomycota; Dothideomycetes; Pleosporales; Phaeosphaeriaceae. The coding region runs from base 1 to 711 and encodes 236 amino acids.
AUGGAGAUUGGGAAAGGUGAUUCUUUUGAGCAGGCGUACACUGUUGACGUACAAGACUACCAAAGUCUCAAAGAAAUUGAGGAUCGCGGUUCAGAUGUGCUGUUGUGCCUAGACUCCACACUGGACACGGUCACAACCAUUCGCGAGCGGUACACAAGUUACCCCUUAGCACGUGACGGCCUGAAGCAAGAGGACAUACGCACACAAGACGAGAUGUUGUUUGCGCUAGAGGAGCAGCGAAAGUCAAUCCAAUACUCACGCAAAAAAGUUGAAGCACUCCUUUCAAAGGCGGAACAUACUCGCGCUCUUAUAUCGUCUCUUCUUGAUCGUCUGAAUGGUCACAAUCUCGACCAGCAGAUGGUUGCUCUUCAAAGCCUUCAGCGGCAAGCGCAGGACGAGAACGCCAUUAUGCGAGAGCUGGCAGAGCAAGGCAGUCGUGACUCUGCCAGCAGUUUUUACUCCACGCAAUUCGUGGACAAGGACAAGUCAGCUGACGGCCAAAUGAAAAUGAAGUAUGCUGACAACGCCUGGCUUUUCUUUGCUGUUUCCAUCCCACUCACUUUUUUCACAAUUAUGGUCUGGUACAGCUGGGCAAACUCUAGGGCGCUCUACCGUGCUGUGGUGUUGAAGCAUGAUGAGGGCACGGCCAAGAUUAGGAAGCGUGUCAAGAGCUUCAACUUUCUCGGGAAAUCUUCAGGUCUUCCCCGUUGA